UUUUGGUAUUUUUCCUGACCGCUGUCACACUGCUGAUGACGUUUUUUCGCAUUGUAUUUUGAAGCAUAUUUUAAUGUGGAAAAAGUGAAACAUUUGCAACAUGCGAUCGUACACAGCACGCAAGUAACACGACGAGUCAACGAGUUGACAAUUUGUCCAAAAAGUCUGCCACACGUCAGCCACUGGAAGGGCCGAGGCCAGCGGAGAGCCACUAUCAAAAGGCAGCAGCGAAAGUUUCGUUGCUGUCGUUUCCGUUCAAGGGAGGAGUGGGGUGUCAAGAUAUAGGAGCGGUGAAAAGGGCAGUGAAGUGGUGUCGAAGGAGGAGCAAUCAAAACUUAACCGUUGGAGGCAGCCGCCCAAUAUGCUAAGCACCAACUCCACGAAGACCAAGGAAAUGUUCAUCGUGCGUGCUCUCGAAAAGAUCCUUGCCGACAAGGACAUACGGCGCUCCCACCACUCGCAGCUGAAAAAGUCCUGCGACUCGGCGCUAGAGCAGAUCAAGGCAGAGCUAAUUAGCGCUGGCCAGAUUGCCGAAGGCAAUGAACUGCCCUGUGCCGCCCUCCCGUUGCCCAAAAAUGAUGCGGCGAGCAUUAUUAAUGCGGAGACCUACUUCCUACCUUUUGAGCUGGCGUGUAAGAGCCGGUCGCCACGGAUUGUGGUAACUGCCCUGGACUGCCUGCAGAAGCUGAUCGCCUACGGCCACUUGACGGGCUCCAUUCAAGACUCUGCGAAUCCCGGCCACUUGCUCAUCGACCGCAUUGUAGUUACGAUAUACGGGUGCUUUAGUGGCCCCCAGACAGAUGAGGGCGUGCAGCUGCAAAUCAUAAAAGCUCUGCUGACGGUCGUCACUUCGCAGCACGUAGAGAUCCAUGAAUUCACGCUUCUGCAGGCGGUUCGCACCUGCUAUGACAUAUAUUUGUCCAGCAAGAACCUGGUCAACCAGACCACCGCCCGCGCCACCCUCACGCAGAUGUUGAAUGUGAUCUUUGCCCGGAUGGAGAAUCAGGUGUAUGAAAUGCCGCCACCGCCCAAUCCCAUAAAUGGAAGCAUUCACUCGGAAGACUGCAAUGGAAGUACGGGUGGUGGUAGUUCAGACGAGACAUCCGCCGAUCCUGACGAAGUCAUCGCCUCUGAACUACUGGCGGAGAUCAUAACAGCCGCCUACAACGAGGCUAUGAAGGACGUGGAGUCUGGUGGAGAAGGGGAGCCUGCGGCUAACGGAAAUGAAUCCUCACAUUCCGACCACGACAGUGUAGAGUUGCACAGCGAAAACGAUGCCGUGGUCACCGCCAAGUUUACCCACAUUCUCCAAAAGGACGCUUUUCUCGUGUUUCGAGCGCUGUGCAAGCUAUCGAUGAAGCCUUUGCCGGAAGGACAUCCAGACCCCAAGUCCCACGAGCUGCGCUCCAAGGUGCUAUCGCUUCACCUGUUGUUGCUAAUCCUGCAGAACGCUGGACCUGUUUUCCGAUCUAACGAGAUGUUCAUUAUGGCCAUCAAGCAGUAUCUGUGCGUGGCACUGUCCAACAACGGAGUGAGCCUGGUACCUGAAGUAUUCGAACUGUCGCUAUCGAUAUUCGUAGCUCUGUUGUCGAACUUCAAGGUGCAUCUAAAGCGCCAGAUCGAAGUAUUCUUCAAGGAAAUCUUUCUUAACAUUUUGGAAGCCAACUCCAGCAGUUUCGAGCAUAAGUGGAUGGUUAUCCAGGCGCUUACUCGCAUCUGCGCGGAUGCCCAGUCGGUGGUGGACAUCUACGUUAACUACGAUUGUGACUUCUCGGCGGCUAACCUGUUUGAGAGGCUUGUCAAUGAUCUCUCGAAGAUUGCACAAGGGCGUCAAGCCCUUGAACUGGGCGCCAAUCCCAUUCAGGAAAAGUCCAUGCGCAUUCGUGGCUUGGAGUGCCUCGUAUCCAUUUUAAAGUGUAUGGUCGAAUGGAGCAAGGAUCUUUACGUCAAUCCCAACAUGCCCGCUCCAGCCCUGCAAGUGCAAUCGCCCACAGCAACAGAUCACGAUCAGGCAGACACCACCAUCCAAACAACUCACAGCGGCUCCAGUCACAGCUUAAACUCUAAUCAGGAGCAAUUUCAGGACCUGCCGGAGGCUCUGGAGGAGCGAAAAAUGCGUAAAGAGGUCAUGGAAACGGGAAUCGAACUAUUCAACCGCAAGCCGCAAAAGGGUGUGCAGUUCCUGCAGGAAAAACAAUUGUUGGGCUCGACCUGUCAGGACAUCGCCCGGUGGCUGCACGAGGACGAACGGCUGGACAAGACCGUGAUAGGAAACUACCUGGGAGAGAACGACGAACAUUCCAAGGAGGUAAUGUGCGCUUACAUCGACGCCUUCGAUUUUCGCCAGUUAGAGGUGGUGGCCGCCCUAAGAAUCCUGCUUGAGGAGUUCCGGCUCCCGGGAGAGGCCCAAAAAAUCGAUCGUCUAAUGGAGAAGUUUGCCAGCAGGUAUUGCGAGUGCAAUCCCCAAAACCAACUAUUCCAGAGCGCCGACACAGUCUACGUGUUGGCCUUCAGCAUCAUCAUGUUGACCACGGACCUCCACUCGCCGCAGGUGAAGCACAAGAUGACCAAAGAGCAAUAUAUUAAGAUGAACCGCGGUAUCAGCGACAGCAAAGCGGACCUACCCGAGGAGUAUUUGUCCUCCAUCUACGACGAGAUCGCUGAGCACGAAAUUAAAAUGAAGAAUAAUUCCGGUAUGCUGCAGCAGCCGAAGCCCACAGGAAAGCAGGCAUUCAUCACGGAGAAACGUCGUAAGCUGCUGUGGAAUAUGGAGAUGGAGGUUAUUUCGCUGACGGCCACCAACCUGAUGCAGUCGGUCUCGCACGUGAAGUCCCCAUUCACCUCGGCCAAGCAUCUGGAGCACGUGCGCCCCAUGUUCAAGAUGGCCUGGACGCCUUUCCUUGCCGCCUUUUCGGUGGGACUGCAGGACUGCGACGACCCUGAGAUAGCAACGCUGUGCCUGGAUGGAAUACGCUGUGCUAUCCGCAUCGCUUGCAUUUUUCAUAUGUCCCUGGAACGAGAUGCUUACGUACAGGCCUUGGCCAGGUUCACGCUCCUUAACGCUAACUCCCCUAUAAACGAGAUGAAGGCCAAAAAUAUCGAUACAAUCAAAACUCUGAUCAUGGUCGCGCACACGGACGGUAACUACUUGGGCAGUAGUUGGCUGGACAUUGUUAAGUGCAUCAGCCAACUGGAGCUGGCCCAGCUUAUCGGCACGGGCGUGCGGCCGCAGUUUCUUUCUGGGGCGCAGACUACCCUGAAGGACUCGCUGAACCCCAGUGUGAAGGAACACAUCGGGGAGACGAGCAGCCAGAGUGUGGUGGUGGCCGUGGACCGCAUCUUCACGGGAUCGAUGCGACUGGAUGGAGAUGCCAUAGUGGACUUUGUGAAGGCCCUGUGUCAAGUUUCGGUGGAUGAACUGCAGCAGCAGCAACCGCGAAUGUUUUCGCUGCAGAAAAUCGUGGAGAUCAGUUACUACAAUAUGGAGCGUAUCCGUCUGCAGUGGUCGCGCAUAUGGCAGGUCCUCGGAGAACACUUCAACACAGUCGGCUGUAACAAUAACGAGGAGAUCGCGUUCUUUGCUCUGGACUCACUGCGUCAGCUUUCGAUGAAGUUCAUGGAGAAGGGCGAGUUCAGUAACUUUCGAUUUCAAAAGGACUUCCUGCGACCCUUCGAGCACAUUAUGAAGAAAAACGCUUCCCCGGCGAUUCGCGACAUGGUGGUUCGCUGCAUCGCCCAGAUGGUAAACUCGCAGGCUCACAACAUACGUUCCGGCUGGAAGAAUAUCUUCAGCAUCUUCCACCUGGCAGCGGGAGAUCACGAAGAGCCAAUUGUGGAGCUGGCCUUUCAGACCACGGGCAAGAUAAUCGGCGAUUUGUAUCAGCGACAGUUCGCCAUUAUGGUGGACUCUUUCCAGGAUGCUGUAAAGUGUCUCUCGGAGUUUGCUACCGCUCGUUUUCCGGACACCAGCAUGGAAUCUAUUCGCCUGGUUCGCACCUGCGCCCAGUGCGUCCACGAGGCUCCGCAGCUAUUUGCGGAGCACGCCGGAAUGGAGAACGACGCCUCGGUGGCCGAGGAGGAUCGGGUGUGGGUACGCGGCUGGUUCCCUAUGCUGUUCUCGCUCUCCUGUGUGGUCAACCGGUGCAAGCUAGACGUGCGAACUCGCGCCUUGACCGUGCUGUUCGAGAUUGUGAAGACCUAUGGGGAGAGUUUCAAGCCAAACUGGUGGAAGGACCUGUUCAAUGUGAUCUUCCGUAUCUUCGACAACAUGAAGCUACCUGAACACGUCACCGAGAAGUCCGAGUGGAUGACGACCACAUGCAACCAUGCUUUGUACGCCAUCAUCGACGUUUUCACGCAAUACUUUGACGUCCUGGGACACCUGUUGCUGGAGGAGCUCUUCGCGCAACUCCAUUGGUGUGUUCAGCAGAGCAACGAGCAGUUGGCUAGGUCUGGAACGAACUGUUUAGAAAACUUGGUUAUUUCGAAUGGCUUCAAGUUCAAUGAGUCCACAUGGGACAAGACAUGCCAAUGCAUUCUGGACAUCUUCAACGCCACGCUACCGCAGGAGCUGCUCAGCUGGCGGCCUAAGGCACAUUCCAGUAACAGCCAACCCCAGGAGCAUAAUCACUUUGAGGCCCUGCAUAUUCGGUGCGUGGUGCAGCUGGAGCUAAUCCAGACAGUGGACAACAUAGUGUUCUUUCCAGCCACGUCGCGCAAGGAAGACGCCGAGACACUGGCCCAGGCGGCAGCCGAUCUUACAGGUGGGAGGAAUGGUUCGCAGUCGCAGCUUCUCGACUGCCAGCGCGAGGAACAGGGCAUGUACGGCUAUCUACGCACACGGCAGCUACUGACCCUGGCCGAUUGCCUGAUGCAGUCGCACCGCUUUGCCAAACGCUUCAACGCUGACCAGGAGCAGCGCAGCCUGCUCUGGCGAGCCGGGUUCAAGGGGUCGGUGAAGCCCAAUCUGCUGAAACAGGAGACAUCCUCACUCGCCUGUGUCCUGCGCAUCUUUUUCAAGAUGUAUGGCGAUGAGAACCGACGCAGCGACUGGCCGGGUAUCGAGAAGGAGUUGGUGCAAGUGUGCAAGGAGGCGCUGGGCUACUACCUAAGCCUGCAGAGCGAGGCACACCGCGAUGCCUGGACGUCGCUCCUCCUGCUCAUCCUGACGCGUCUUCUUAAAAUGUCCGAUGCAAGGUUUGCCACCCAUGUGUCCAACUAUUAUAGCCUGCUCUGCGAAAUGAUGUGCUUUGACCUCAAGCCCGAAUUGCGAAGUGUCCUUAGGCGUGUCUUUAUGCGUAUCGGUCCAGUAUUUAAUAUUAUGAGCGCUAAAUAGUCAAGGAGGAGACAGAGCCACCUGGCUAGCUGACUCGGCCAUGUUAAUAGUUCGAUCGUCCCCAAUCUCCCCCCUCUUAAAUCAUUGUUCCAUGAGCACUCCUCGGUUCCCUCGGCUUUGUUGUUUUGUUGGCACUUAAUCUUACAAGCGAGUAUAUAUUUUUAUUAUAUUUAUAAACAAUACAUAGUCGAAAUGUAAUGUUUAUUAGGUUUAAAGGAGAAUGUUGUUGUUUUUAUCUAUAUACAUACAUAGCUAUGUAUAUGCUAUAUAAGGCUUUAAUGUGUGCGUGUGUAUAGUUUCCUUCAGUUACGAAUUUGGAUUUGUUUUCCCUGGUGUAACCACAUCGUCAUUAUUCCCUUUUACCGGUUAAUGAGUAGCCUAAAUACUGAUUAAACAAGCAUAUUUUGCAGCCUGUAUAUUGCUAGUGUUAAUUUAAAUCAAAAUAUACUUAUAUGAAUAUAUA
This is a messenger RNA of Drosophila bipectinata, 5798 nucleotides long. RefSeq names its product ADP ribosylation factor guanine nucleotide exchange factor Sec71 (gene Sec71). The record is from RefSeq and is a predicted model, not a curated record. NCBI's taxonomy places the organism in Eukaryota, Metazoa, Arthropoda, Insecta, Diptera, Drosophilidae. Gene Ontology annotation, biological process: regulation of ARF protein signal transduction. Gene Ontology annotation, molecular function: guanyl-nucleotide exchange factor activity.